Molecule: messenger RNA, 1279 nt
Organism: Mustela erminea (ermine)
Lineage: Eukaryota; Metazoa; Chordata; Mammalia; Carnivora; Mustelidae
Gene: CD68
Product: CD68 molecule
Exons: 6
Coding region: 105-1070 (321 amino acids)
Cellular component (GO): membrane
Source: RefSeq, a predicted model, not a curated record
AAUCCUAAUUCCUCCUUUUCCAACCGGAGGCAGAAGGCGAGGGUUGAGCAAGCAGUGGGUCCAGACAAACCUGACCUGGACUGCCUGGGUGAGGCCCGUCUGUCAUGAGGCUUGCUGUGCUCCUCUUGGGGGCCUUGGGGCUGCUGGCAGCCCAGGGGACGGGGAACGACUGUCCUCAUAAGAAGUCGGCCACUCUGCUGCCGUCCUUCACGGUGACCCCGACGGCCACAGAAAGCACAGCAAGCCCUGGGACCACGAGCCACAGAACCACCACGGCAGGUGCCACCAGCCAAGAACCCACAACAGCCACUCACAAGCCCCCGACCACCCCCAGCCACGGAAACACCACGGUUCACCCAACGAUAAGCAACAGCACCACCGCCAGCCCCAACACCUCCACCAGCUCCCCCCACCCAGGGCCACCGUCCCCUCCGCCCCCACCCCCCAGUCCCAGCCCGGGGCCCCAGGAGGCCAUAGGAGACUACACUUGGACCAAUGGCUCCCAGCCCUGCGUCCGGCUCCAAGCCCAGAUUCAGAUUGGAGUCGUGUACCCAACCCAGGGCGGAGGAAAGGCCUGGGGCAUCUCGGUCCUGAACCCCAACAAGACCAAGCCGCAGGGGCGCUGUGAGGGCGCCCACCCCCGUCUGCUGCUCUCGUUCCCUUCCGGACAGCUCAGCUUCGGAUUCGAGCAGGACCCACGGCAGGGCGCGGUCUACCUGAGCUCCGUGGCUCUGGAGUACAACGUGUCCUUUCCUCGGGCAGCGCAAUGGACCUUCUCGGGUCAGAAUUCAUCCCUUCGAGCUCUCCAAGCACCCCUGGGCCAGAGCUUCAGCUGCAGAAAUGCGAGUGUCGCCCUGGCACCGUCUCUGCGCCUUGACUUGCUUGGGCUGAAGCUGCAGGCUGCUCAGCUGCCUUUCUCAGGGGCCUUUGGGCCAAGUUUCUCCUGUCCCAGCGACCAGUUCAACCUGCUGCCCGUUAUCAUCGGUUUGGUAGCACUGGGCCUCCUCGCCCUGGUGCUGGUUACAUUCUGCGUGGUUCGGAGAGGCCCACCCUCCUACCAGGCCCUCUGAGUAUCUGUCCCAACACCAGAGGACACCACAGGGCCCGCGGUUCUUCCCACUCAACCGACUCGGAAACAAAAGUUGUCUUCCCUCUCCGACUUCAGGGUCACCAACAAGAGCAGAGUUAAUGCCACGUGGAGGAGUGGAGGAAGAUGUUCGUUAGAUUUGACCUGUUUCUCCUCUCCCAGCCCCAGAAUAAUAAAACCUGCUCGAACCUC